GCUAAGCUCGGGUCCCUCCACAAACACGGCGUCUCGCAGGGGUGGAGCACGCACUCUUUUCGGCACAACCGAUCCCACUCGCCCCCCCCGCCCAAAAAAAACAACAAAAAGCGUGUCCGGUAGCGAAGAGACCGGAGAGGAGGCGGCAGGAUGACGAGCUGUGGCCGGAAAGUUUGUCCUGAAAGCGGGGAGGUUCGCUGCUCGGACCCGCGGCUUCUUCACACGGCUGGCUGGAGGUUCGAGAUCUAUAAAUGGCUAUGAUCCGAAAUGGCUUCCCAGUUGGCUACAAUGCUGGCAAGAGGCAGUCCGGAGGUCCAAAAUGGUGGCCGGUGUGCAGAACCACCCGAGGCUGUCACAGAGGACUCAAAGGGUACCCUCCGGUCCUUGUGUCUGGUCGACCGGGAUGCUCCAUCAAUCAACGGAGAGGUGGGGGGGACUCGCGCACCAGCCUCCCAGCAACCGAGUGACGAGCCGAGGCAGCCGAUCAGAGCCAAAAUGGUGGUUGCCCACCCUGCCGCCACCCUGACCAAAGACUCCACGCCUUCCCGUUUAGAAACAAACCAAAUAUAUGUAGUGAAGACUGAGGAGGAGGAGGUGGAUGCUGAAACCCUCCUCUCGGACUGGUCAGAAGUCAAUGGAGUUAAAUUGCAGAGUUAUCUACAGGAUGGACCCCGGGGGGAGGAACAGAGCGAGCCCCUUGACCUAAGUCUACCCAAGAGGCAAGACAACCGAGAGACCAGAUACGGACGCUUUCUGGACCCUUGUGAGAGCUCUCUGAUUAUGGAAGUGGACGAAUACGACGGAGAGGGCGACAGAGACGUGGUGGAGGAGGACGACUUUUUCACCACCUUCACCUCAACGGACCCCCGGACCAAGGAUCUUCUCCUCAUAGACGACCAGGGCAUCCCGUAUACUCUCAGCCCGGAAGGACUCAGGGUGCCGCAGGUGGACGCCUCCACGUCGUCCCAGGUCCUUCAGACGGAGAGUGAAGUGUCCUCACGGGCGAACCUCAGCCAGAAUUUAGACGAUGCACUUACCGGUCGCCUGAUCCCUUUGCCGGUUGUGGAUUCUCCGCCCUCGGACGCCUUGCCACCGGAGCCUAGUCAAGCCAUCCAGAUCCUGAGCAGCCGCGCACAGGGCGCACCGAUUCUCCUGUCCUCGGCUCCACUCAGUCUGUCUCUUCCGCCCGGUGCUUCUGCCCCCAUGUUCCUCCUCUUGUCCACAAGUGACUCUGCCUCCACCCCUAUCGCUGUCCUUGACCCCGCCACCGGCCAGUUGUCCCAGAUCACCGCCCCUGUCUCCCUCCCUCUGUUGUCCCAUCCUGUCACGGGCAGUGCCCCUGACCUCGCCACUUCGUUUAGUCCGACUAACUCUUAUGGAAGUGAAGCCAUAUCUGCUGAGCAGGUCUCAAACCACGACGACAAGCCAUUGACGAGUUCGACCCCCAAUCCCACAGACGCCCAAUCCCCCGCGCCCGCACCGGACUCGGAGCACUUACCUCUUGACGACCACCUUUACUUUUCCAGCGCCGCCGCUCCCCCGUCGCCGCCCAAACUGGAGCCCCUGGAUCCCCUGGACCCACUGGACCCCAUCUCCGCCGCCGAGUCGCCCGGUGACCCGUCUGCCCGCCGGGUGCUGUACUGCCAGCUGUGCCCGAGGGUCUUCUUUUACCUCUCCGACCUGGAGCGCCAUCGCAUCACGCACUCGCAGAAGAAGCCGCACGUUUGCCAGCAGUGCGGCAAAGCCUUCAAGCGCUCCAGCCAUCUGCAGAGACACAAGCACAUCCACACGGGCCAGAGGAACUUCGUGUGCCACAUCUGCACCAAGCGCUUCAGGGAGGCGGGCGAGCUCCAGCGCCACCAGCGGGUCCACACGGGGGAGAAACCCUACCAGUGUCAGCUCUGCCACACGCGCUUCGCCGAGCGCAACACGCUGCGCCGCCACACCAAGCGCAAGCACCCGUACCACCAGGCGGCGGUGGAAAUGCUCCAGGGGAGGAGCGGCGAGGCGGAGGAGGAGCCGGCGGAGUGGUACUCCUCCACCGUGUCGCACCCGGACAACUCCGGGUCGGAGGCGGAGCCCUGAAGAAGGAUGUGGCGUACAAAGACGGGAGCACUUGCAAUAUUUGAAUGUCAUUCUUUGACCUUUGAAACAUUCCCAACCAAUCAAUGACCUUCAAGCGCUUCAAUGUUUGCACUUCUGACUUCCUUCCUUCAAACACUGUGAGAGGUUUGCACUUGAAGGAAAACACCAUUCACUUUUUUAUCUUUGCUUUCAUCUAUUUAAUAUUUAAAAUAUAUUCUGUGCAGCACCUUAAAUUAUUUUCAUUAAACUUUGAC
Messenger RNA from Entelurus aequoreus (snake pipefish), 2339 nucleotides. RefSeq names its product fez family zinc finger protein erm. Gene Ontology annotation, cellular component: nucleus. The coding region runs from base 268 to 2085 and encodes 605 amino acids. NCBI's taxonomy places the organism in Eukaryota, Metazoa, Chordata, Actinopteri, Syngnathiformes, Syngnathidae. The transcript is spliced from 3 exons. The record is from RefSeq and is a predicted model, not a curated record.